Oryzias melastigma (Indian medaka) is the source of this 1629-nucleotide messenger RNA. RefSeq names its product seipin. The record is from RefSeq and is a predicted model, not a curated record. The coding region runs from base 273 to 1370 and encodes 365 amino acids. The transcript has 10 exons. Gene Ontology annotation, cellular component: endoplasmic reticulum membrane. Gene Ontology annotation, biological process: lipid droplet organization; lipid storage. NCBI's taxonomy places the organism in Eukaryota, Metazoa, Chordata, Actinopteri, Beloniformes, Adrianichthyidae.
ACACGUAGCCACCAACAGAAACGUUGAUAGUGAUGCAGUUCCCAAGGCUUCUUUUAGUUUUUUAUUUUUUCAGACUUGGACUCCAGUUGGCUCCAGCUUCUGUCUUCAGAGGGGAUGGACUUAACGUUGUCCAAUGGUAGCUGCAAAGGCAGCAGUGUGAAGUAAGUUAAAGGGAAGUUCUGUGUGCAAUUCACCAACAUCAUCCGGAACGAGGAUCUUCAGGGAGCGAUUUCCCAACAGCUCUUCUUUGGAAAACAGAAAUCAGGGACUUAAUGGACCAAGAAAGUCAUGUGCCUUCAGGUGGUGUCGAGGAGCCUUCCCUCAUCAUCACUUCUAUCCUGUUGAAGCUUCAGGAUGCGGUUGCCACGGCGAUGUUGCGAGUUCGUGAGAGACUUGCACAGGGCCUAACUGUGCUCUCUGUUAUUCUUCUGCUACUCUCGAUCGCUGCCUUUUUGUAUGGGAGCUUCUACUAUUCUUACAUGCCCACAGCAGCAUUUUCCACACCUGUUCACUAUUACUACAGGAUGGACUGUGUAUCUCCCUCUUCUUUUUUGUGCUCAUAUCCCAUGGCCAACAUUUCCCUGAUGAGAAACAAGAAAAACGUGCUGACAUUCGGUCAGGUCUACCAGAUCUCUUUGCAGCUUGAGAUGCCCGACUCACCCGUCAAUCAGCAGUUGGGGAUGUUCAUGAUAAAGACGACCUGUUUUUCUCAGGAUGGAGGUCAGGUUGCAGCUUCCGCCCGCUCUGCAAAACAGAUGCUAAAGGCUUCCAGCUCUCGCUUUGGCAUGCUGCGAUACCGAUCUGACCUGCUGAAGACUCUGGGAACGCUGCUGUUCCUCCCAGCCUUCCUGACUGGAGCAGCAGAGCAGAAACAAAUGGUGGAGGUUGAGCUCUUCUCAGAGUACACGGAUGACCCUUAUGCUCCCUCAGUCACAGCUGUUAUUGAGAUCCUAUCGGACAAGGUCCAGAUCUACUCGUCUCAUCUGUACAUCCAUGCUCAUUUCACAGGCAUAAGAUAUUUGCUGUUCCACUUUCCUAUUUUGUCUGCCUUGGUGGGCGUCUCGACAAACUUCAUCUUCCUCAGCUUGAUCUUCUUACUAAGCUACGCCAGGCUGCUGUUCACAGAUGGUAACAAAGCAAAGCAGAUCACUUCAGACAGACAGCUUCCACAGAUGGGUGAAACUCUAAGGAGCCAGUCCGAGCCUCAAAGGGAUUCUUCUGCAGGUACUGCAGAGAACCUGGGUCCUGGGAUAAAGGACAGUGCAAAUCUGAGCCAGGAAGAACCCCGUUUGGACUCCAGCAGCAGCACGGACAUGCAGAAUGGUGUCACACAUAGUCAGGACAAAAUACAAGAAUCUGAGGCCGAGUGAGGCCUUUGAAAACAAAGAGAAUACAAUGAUGGGAAACAGCUGAGAAAUUCAGAUCAAUAUUCUGUUACAGAGGGAGGAUAUCCUUUGAUGUUUAUGAGUUUGUUCUUAGUUGACAUAACACCAAAAUAUAAUUGAGUGAAAUGGCAAACAUCUUCUGUCAUCUCAAUCGGUUCUGGAUUUCAACAUGGAGUAGAAAGCUUCUGUCACCAGAGCAGCUCUAACUAUCACUUCUGUUCAAAAUAAAUAAAAAUAAACGAUC